Messenger RNA from Epithele typhae, 612 nucleotides. RefSeq names its product small GTPase superfamily. Bases 1 to 612 code for a protein of 203 amino acids. Gene Ontology annotation, cellular component: phagocytic vesicle; late endosome; fungal-type vacuole membrane. The transcript is spliced from 7 exons. The record is from RefSeq and is a predicted model, not a curated record. NCBI's taxonomy places the organism in Eukaryota, Fungi, Basidiomycota, Agaricomycetes, Polyporales, Epitheliaceae. Gene Ontology annotation, biological process: regulation of vacuole fusion, non-autophagic. Gene Ontology annotation, molecular function: GTP binding; GTPase activity.
AUGGGUCGUGUCCUCCUCAAGGUUAUCAUUCUGGGCGAUAGCGGAGUCGGCAAGACUUCGCUGAUGAACCAGUAUGUUAACAAGCGGUUCAGCAACCAGUACAAGGCCACUAUUGGUGCCGACUUCCUGACGAAGGAGGUUAUGGUGGACGACAGGCUGGUGACGAUGCAGCUUUGGGACACUGCCGGCCAGGAACGCUUCCAGUCGUUGGGUGUAGCUUUCUACCGUGGCGCGGACUGUUGUGUGCUCGUCUACGACGUCAACAGCGCGAAGUCGUUUGAGACACUCGAUAGUUGGCGGGACGAGUUCCUCAUUCAGGCGAGCCCUCAUGACCCCGAGAACUUCCCGUUCGUUGUACUCGGGAACAAGAUCGACAUGGAGGAGAGUAAACGUCAGGUCACCCAGAAGCGUGCGAUGACUUGGUGCCAGUCCAAGGGCAACAUCCCCUACUUUGAGACCUCUGCCAAGGAGGCUAUCAACGUCGAACAGGCGUUCCAGACUGUCGCGAAGAAUGCUCUGCAACAGGAGCAGGACGACCAGCUGUAUGUUGAUUACCCGGACCCGAUCCGGAUCGACUCCGACACCAACCAGAACGCGGGCUGCAACUGCUGA